Molecule: messenger RNA, 1486 nt
Organism: Fundulus heteroclitus (mummichog)
Lineage: Eukaryota; Metazoa; Chordata; Actinopteri; Cyprinodontiformes; Fundulidae
Product: cathepsin B
Exons: 10
Coding region: 102-1094 (330 amino acids)
Biological process (GO): regulation of catalytic activity
Cellular component (GO): lysosome
Molecular function (GO): cysteine-type endopeptidase activity
Source: RefSeq, a predicted model, not a curated record
ACUUUGCCUUUCAUAUAAAGAGUUGCGACAGGCAUUGUUCCUAGAGGGGAAGGAAAACGGCUGUGAAGAAAAGCCUCCAACUUUGAAACAGCACCAACAGGAUGCACCUCUUCUUCCUGCUCUGUGUCGCGCUGACGGGCUCGGCCGCCUGGGCUCGCUCUCAUCUCUCCCCCUUCUCCUCAGAGUUGGUCAACCUUAUUAACAAAGCCAACACCACCUGGACGGCCGGACACAACUUCCAUAAUGUUGACGUCAGCUACGUGAAAGGGCUUUGUGGGACCAUCCUGAAUGGACCCAGACUGCCAGAGGUGGCUCAUGAUAUUGAAGGCAUAAACCUUCCAGACAGCUUUGACCCACGCCAGCAGUGGCCCAACUGCCCCACCCUCCAGCAGAUCCGAGACCAGGGCUCCUGUGGAUCUUGCUGGGCUUUCGGGGCAGUGGAAGCAAUCUCUGACCGGCUGUGUAUCCAAAGUGGUGGUCAGGUCUCUGUAGAGGUCUCUGCUGAGGAUCUACUCACCUGCUGUGAUGACUGUGGAAUGGGCUGUUUCGGUGGGUAUCCCUCAGCUGCUUGGGAGUUCUGGACGAAAAAGGGUCUGGUGACAGGAGGCCUGUAUGGCUCCAAAGUCGGUUGCAGACCCUACACUAUUGCCCCCUGUGAACAUCACGUGAAUGGAACUCGUCCACCAUGCCAGGGCGAAACAGAGACCCCUAAAUGCGUGCAGCAAUGCACUGAUGGAUAUUCUCUGUUGUACCCGAAGGACAAACACUAUGGCCGGAGCUCAUACAGCGUCCCGUCGCAGCAGGAGCAGAUCAUGACAGAGCUGUAUAAGAACGGGCCUGUCGAGGCAGCUUUUAGUGUCUAUGAGGAUUUUCUGCUAUAUAAAUCUGGCGUGUAUCAGCAUGUGACUGGAGAAAUGCUGGGAGGUCAUGCCAUAAAGCUCCUAGGCUGGGGGGAGGAGAAUGGCACCCCCUACUGGCUGGCUGCAAACUCCUGGAACAAUGACUGGGGAGACAAAGGGUUCUUCAAAAUCAGACGAGGAAAUGAUGAAUGCGGGAUUGAGUCGGAGGUGGUCGCAGGAACCCCCCUCAACUAGAUGAUUGAAAAAUGUUUUAGCUUCAUUGUCAGAUCAAAUACCAGAAACCACAUGCUGUGUAAACCUUUGUCCAGAAUAUCAUUCUGAAGGGAUUUUAUUACAAAGGCAUAAUGCCAUCCCAUUCAUAGAUAAUAAUUUCAUAGUAGAACCUUUUGCAGCAUUUCCUGAUGAAUGAGAAUCAGAAUUUUUUUUUUUUUUGGAAAGUGUUUCCACUCAGCUUAUGUUCGAAGCCAUUUAAGUCAUAGUGAAAUGUGAGCUAGAGCCUAAAUUGCUUCAGUUGUUUUCACACAUUAUUGUAUCAAAUUAAAUCAGACGAUGACCCUUACAUCUAUACAGAUCAAUAAGCUCCCUUUUAUUCUUUUGGCACUCAGUAAAUCUAAAAUGAAAUUAAA